This is a messenger RNA of Oryza sativa Japonica Group (Japanese rice), 2498 nucleotides long. The record is from RefSeq and is a predicted model, not a curated record. NCBI's taxonomy places the organism in Eukaryota, Viridiplantae, Streptophyta, Magnoliopsida, Poales, Poaceae.
AUGUCUCCAUACCAGGCAUUACAUGGGGUUAAGCCUCCUUUGGUUGCUGAACACAUGUUGCCAUCAUCAUUGGUGGAAGGGGCAAGGAACAGGGAGCAGGCUAAGGCUGCAAUCUUUGAAGCGGUUAAAUCUAAUCUUGAAAAGGCUCAGGCAAGAAUGAAGUAUUUUGCAGACAGGAGAAGGAGUGAGAGAACACUAGAAGUUGGGGACAUGGCUUAUUUGAAAAUGCAACCGUACCGGCAUAAUUCAUUGGGAUUGCACGGUUCCCUGAAGCUACAUUCCAAGUAUUAUGGACCAUUUCGUGUGACUGAGAAGGUGGGGGCAGUAGCAUAUAGAUUGUUACUACAAGAAGGAAGUCUCAUUCAUCCGGUGUUCCAUGUUAGCCAGCUAAAGAAGCACCUUGGGCCCAAGGCAGUACCUGAAACAGCCUUGCCUCUCAUUGACGCUGAAGGGAAUGUACUAACAGAACCUGUUGCUGUUUUGGAAAGGAGGAUGAUUCCACGCAACAAUGAGCCGGUUGUGCAAUGGAAGGUUCAUUGGGCAAACUUACCAGCAGAAGCAGCCACCUGGGAGGAUGCAUCUUUCAUUGCCAAGCACAAACUCCCACGAGCACUCCACUUACUCUCCGCCCUGGCCCUCUUCUUGGUCUCCUUCCUCUCCCUCCGCUCGCUCCGCCCCACCGCCGCCCCCUCCCUCUCCGAUGCCCAAUCAUUCUCCCCUAAUCCCGCCGCCGCCGCGUCGGAGGUGUACCACUCGCCGGCGGUGUUCUCGGCGGGGUACGCGGAGAUGGAGAGGAGCUUCAGGGUGUUCGUCUACCCCGACGGCGACCCCGGCACGUUCUACCAGACGCCGCGGAAGCUGACCGGCAAGUACGCCAGCGAGGGCUACUUCUUCCAGAACAUUCGCGAGAGCCGCUUCCGCACCGACGACCUCGAGAAGGCGCACCUCUUCUUCGUCCCCAUUUCGCCCCACAAGAUGCGCGGCAAGGGUACUUCUUAUGAGAAUAUGACAAUAAUAGUUCAGAAUUAUGUUGAGAGCUUGAUAAACAAGUACCCUUACUGGAACAGGACACUGGGGGUGGGGGCUGACCAUUUUUUCGUUACAUGCCAUGAUGUUGGUGUUAGAGCAUUCGAAGGGCUUCCCUUUAUCAUUAAGAACUCUAUCAGAGUGGUAUGUUCACCGAGCUAUAAUGCUGGCUAUAUCCCGCACAAGGAUGUCGCUCUUCCACAAAUAUUGCAGCCAUUUGCUCUUCCUGCAGGAGGAAAUGACAUUGAGAACAGGACAAUACUUGGUUUUUGGGCUGGCCAUCGCAAUUCCAAAAUAAGAGUUAUUUUAGCACGAAUCUGGGAGAAUGAUACUGAGCUUGCUAUCAGCAACAACCGGAUUAACAGAGCUAUCGGAAAUUUAGUUUACCAGAAGCAUUUCUUUCGGACCAAGUUUUGCGUAUGCCCUGGUGGUUCUCAAGUUAAUAGUGCUCGUAUCUCUGAUUCCAUACACUAUGGUUGUAUGCCAGUUAUUUUGUCAGACUAUUAUGACCUACGUUUCAGUGGUAUCCUUAACUGGAGAAAAUUCGCUGUUGUCCUGAAGGAGAGCGAUGUUUAUGAGCUAAAGAGUAUCUUGAAGUCUUUAUCACAGAAAGAAUUUGUUUCAUUACACAAGUCGCUAGUUCAGGUUCAGAAACACUUCGAGUGGCAUUCACCUCCUGUUCCGUACGACGCAUUUCACAUGAUUAUGUAUGAAUUGUGGCUGCGGCAUCAUGUGAUCAAGUACUAAUCCAAGGACAUCACCUGAUGAUUUCCAACCAAACUCACUGAUCAACUGACAAGGCGAUGUCAUGCUUGACCACUAUGGUGGUGCAUCUGAUUUUUAUUUCUUUAAAUCAGAAACCUAUGCAGUGCAGUUGAAUCCUGAACUGAUUGCAUAGCUUAUGAUAACAGAGACAGAUGUUUACUGAACCUCAAAGAAUAUCUGCAUCAAACAAAUAGGUCAGUGUUGAGCCAGAUUUCUACCUUGUAUAUAAUUCUCCUUUUUUUUUCUGGUGCAGAUCUGCUUAAAGCUUUGUUCAUGCAAAUUUUUUUUCUUGUAAACAGUGCAUGAUAAUGUUGGUUGUACAGUAGAGAUCUGAAAGCUGGAUUUUGCUCUGACAGAAGUUAUGAUAAUCCUUUAUCCAAUCAGUUCUUCAGACCUCCCAUCUUCAUUUGUUCUGUUUGCACCCUACUGUCGGAUCUAUCUAGGUUAACAUAACUCACAGCUGUAUUAACUUCAUCUGGAAUAUAUGUUUCUCUUGACUUAUUAAUGAACUUCUUUGAGCACCCAUAGCCAUGGUCAACAUUGCCAUUUGUGUUCCCACACCAGUAUCUGUCAUCCAUGUGCCCAUAAGCAGUGUAGUUGAAGCAUGCUCCUGCACUAUCACUGUACUGUACUACUGCUUGUAUUCUGAUCCUCUGGGACCAAAAAAAAAAAGAGAAAAAAAAUCCAUAUGCUGACUUUGCUUAGCA